AUCCUGUUGUCUCCUUUCACAUCCAGCUCAUAAACACUUGCUGGAGAUUGACAUUGCCUCCUCCUAACAAAGACACAUGAUAUUAUUCAUUGAACUUUUUAUACAAUUAUCACUUUCUGAUACAAAAAAAAAAAUAUUAAAGGCACAGUCUUUAAAUCCCAUCUCUCUAACCACUACAAAAGCCCUAAGCCAUCUCAUUCUUCUUUGCACUAUCCCCCUGCAGUCUUCAAGAAAUACCCGUUACCCAUAUCAGGAAAAGAAAAAUGAGAGAAAUUCUCCAUAUCCAAGCUGGUCAAUGUGGAAACCAGAUUGGAGGGAAAUUCUGGGAAGUUGUUUGUGAUGAACAUGGAAUUGAUCCUGCAGGAAAUUAUAUUGGUAAGUCUCAAGUUCAACUUGAGAGGGUUAAUGUUUACUAUAACGAGGCCAGUGGUGGCCGCUACGUCCCCAGAGCUGUUUUAGUAGACCUUGAGCCAGGGACCAUGGAUAGCUUGAGAACUGGUCCAUUUGGGAAAAUCUUUAGGCCUGAUAAUUUUGUUUUUGGCCAAAAUGGGGCUGGUAAUAACUGGGCUAAAGGGCAUUAUACUGAAGGAGCAGAGCUGGUCGAUUCUGUUCUUGAUGUUGUGAGGAAAGAGGCUGAGAAUUGUGACUGCUUGCAAGGGUUUCAAAUUUGUCAUUCCUUGGGAGGUGGCACUGGUUCAGGAAUGGGAACUCUGCUUAUAUCAAAGAUAAGGGAAGAAUACCCAGAUAGAAUGAUGUUAACUUUCUCAGUUUUUCCCUCUCCUAAGGUCUCUGAUACAGUUGUUGAGCCUUACAAUGCCACUCUCUCUGUGCACCAACUUGUUGAAAAUGCUGAUGAGUGUAUGGUACUUGACAAUGAAGCACUUUAUGAUAUCUGCUUCAGAACUCUCAAGCUCACCAAUCCAAGCUUUGGUGAUCUUAACCAUUUGAUCUCUACAACCAUGAGUGGAGUAACAUGUUGCCUUCGCUUCCCCGGACAACUCAACUCCGAUCUUCGAAAACUAGCCGUAAAUUUAAUUCCUUUCCCACGUCUCCACUUCUUUAUGGUUGGAUUUGCACCCUUGACCUCCAGAGGCUCACAACAGUACCGUGCCCUGACAAUUCCUGAGCUUACACAGCAAAUGUGGGAUGCUAAGAACAUGAUGUGUGCAGCUGAUCCGCGACAUGGAAGGUACUUGACUGCUUCAGCUUUGUUUAGGGGCAAAAUGAGCACCAAAGAAGUUGAUGAGCAAAUGAUAAAUGUACAAAAUAAGAACUCAUCUUAUUUUGUUGAGUGGAUACCUAACAAUGUGAAGUCAAGUGUAUGUGAUAUUCCACCAACUGGGUUGGCAAUGUCAUCAACAUUUAUGGGAAAUUCCACUUCCAUUCAGGAAAUGUUUAGGCGUGUAUCAGAGCAAUUUACUGUUAUGUUCAGGAGAAAGGCGUUUUUGCAUUGGUAUACAGGGGAGGGAAUGGAUGAGAUGGAAUUUACUGAGGCAGAGAGUAAUAUGAAUGAUUUGGUAUCAGAAUAUCAACAAUAUCAAGAUGCUGCAGUGGACCAUGAGGAGGAGGAAGAUGAAGAGGCUUUCGAGGAUUAAAUGGGGAAUUCUGGCUUUGGUUUUGGUUUGUGUAUGAUCAUAGAGAAAACAUUCUGUAUUGCUGUUUGAUAAUGGUCAAUAAGUCAUGAUGAUAAUGUGUUGAGUGAAGUGAAUUUUCGUGAGAUAGUGAUUUAUUUACAUGUAAUUGUGAGUGCUGGUUUUGUAUUUAUUAAUUGUUUUAUAUUUACAAACCAACAAUUUCAAAAA
Molecule: messenger RNA, 1802 nt
Organism: Jatropha curcas
Lineage: Eukaryota; Viridiplantae; Streptophyta; Magnoliopsida; Malpighiales; Euphorbiaceae
Product: tubulin beta-5 chain
Biological process (GO): microtubule-based process
Cellular component (GO): microtubule
Molecular function (GO): GTPase activity; GTP binding; structural constituent of cytoskeleton
Source: RefSeq, a predicted model, not a curated record